Messenger RNA from Chlorocebus sabaeus (green monkey), 2859 nucleotides. It is a transcript of the gene AMIGO3, whose product is annotated as adhesion molecule with Ig like domain 3. Gene Ontology annotation, cellular component: membrane. NCBI's taxonomy places the organism in Eukaryota, Metazoa, Chordata, Mammalia, Primates, Cercopithecidae. Gene Ontology annotation, molecular function: protein binding. Gene Ontology annotation, biological process: brain development. The record is from RefSeq and is a predicted model, not a curated record.
GCCCCUGGGGGGAGUAUUUAGGAGCCGAUCAGGAACUCGCUUGGAGAGGGCUCGGGAAGCCGAAGGGAGCACGCAGAGGAGUGCGGCCCCGCCUCACAACCUGGGAACCGCAGAGUAGGGGCCGUCGGCCGGCCAGAACCCGCCGUGCCUCCUCGGCAAGGGCCAUCCGGUGCCACCCAUGUCGCACUAGAGCAGAAGUGGGUGAGUCCUGGAACUGCGACCUGCACAGAGCUGCUCUGUCCUGUCCCUGGUGGUCGCCGCCAUGACCUGGCUGAUGCUGCUGGGGGCACUGCUCUGCAUGCUGUGCGUUGGGUUAGGCACCCCGGACUCCGAGGGUUUCCCGCCCCGUACGCCCCACAACUGCCCCCACAAAUGUAUCUGCGCUGCCGACCUGCUAAGCUGCACUGGCCUAGGGCUGCAGGAUGUGCCGGUCGAGUUACCCGCCGCUACUGCGGACCUCGACCUGAGCCACAAUGCGCUCCAGCGCCUGCGCCCCGGCUGGUUGGCGCCCCUCUUCCAGCUGCGCGCCCUACAUCUAGGCCACAACGAACUAGAAGCGCUGGGUCGCGGCGUCUUCGCCAACGCCAGCGGCCUGAGGCUGCUCGAUCUAUCAUCUAACGCGUUGCGGGCCCUUGGCCGCCACGACCUCGACGGGCUGGGGGCGCUGGAGAAGCUGCUUCUGUUCAAUAACCGCUUGGUGCACUUGGACGAGCAUGCCUUCCACGGCCUGAGCGCGCUCAGCCAUCUCUACCUGGGCUGCAACGAACUUGCCUCGUUCUCUUUCGACCACCUGCACGGUCUGAGCGCCACCCACCUGCUUAUUCUGGACCUCUCCUCCAACCGGCUGGGACACAUCUCUGUACCUGAGCUGGCCGCGCUGCCGGCCUUCCUCAAGAACGGCCUCUACUUGCACAACAACCCAUUACCCUGCGACUGCCGCCUCUACCACCUGCUACAGCGCUGGCACCAGCGGGGCCUGAGCGCCGUGCGCGAUUUUGCGCGCGAGUACAUAUGCCUGGCCUUCAAGGUACCCGCGUCCCGUGUGCGCUUCUUCCAGCACAGCCGCGUCUUUGAGAACUGCUCAUCGGCCCCAGCUCUUGGCCUAGAGCGGCCGGAAGAGCACCUGUACGCGUUGGUGGGUCGGUCCUUAAGGCUUUACUGCAACACCAGCGUCCCGGCCAUGCGCAUUGCCUGGGUUUCGCCGCAGCAGGAGCUUCUCAGGGCGCCAGGAUCCCGCGAUGGCAGCAUCGCUGUGCUGGCCGACGGCAGCUUGGCCAUAGGCAACGUGCAGGAGCAGCAUGCCGGACUCUUCGUGUGCAUGGCCACUGGGCCCCGCCUGCACCACAACCAGACGCACGAGUACAACGUGAGCGUUCACUUCCCGCGCCCAGAGCCCGAGGCUUUCAACACAGGCUUCACCACACUGCUGGGCUGCGCUGUGGGCCUGGUGCUCGUGCUGCUCUACCUGUUCGCUCCACCCUGCUGCUGCUGCCGCCGUGCCUGCCGCUGCCGCCGCUGGCCCCGAACACCCAGCCCGCUCCACGAGCUGAGCGCACAGUCCUCAGUACUCAGCACCACACCGCCAGACGCACCCAGCCGCAAGGCCAGCGUCCACAAGCACGUAGUCUUUCUGGAGCCAGGCCGGAGGGGCCUCAAUGGCCGCGUGCAGCUGGCAGUAGCUGAGGAAUUUGAUCUCUGCAACCCUGGAGGCUUGCAGCUGAAGGCUGGCUCUGAGUCCGCUAGCUCCAUAGGCUCCGAGGGUCCCAUGACGACCUAGACUGCCCAGGGCCCCCACCCUCUUGCUGCUCGCCCUGCUGUCUGCUUCGGUCCAGAGAACUGGCUGGUGGGAAGCACUGUGCCUGGCCCCCCAGCUUCCUGUAUGGGCCUCGAAACACAAUGGGCUUUCUCACUCACUGGUAGAGACAGGUGUCGUAGUCCCCAACCUGCCCUCUGCUCUGCCCCUGCACAGGACCCAAAGGCCCCAGGCCCUGCAAGCUGUGCUAGUGCCUGCUUUCCCGGGGACUUCCUAGUGCCCAAAUGCCCUGUGAGCCUGAGAGACCCAGGCCCCUGUGGCUUUCAACACAGCACAGCCGUGGAAGUAGCUGUGUUCUUCUACAGCCUGUGGAAGAACCCCUGUAGCAGAGCCCCCGUCCACCCUCAGGGGCAGAGGCAGCUCUCCAAGAGUGGUGCUGAAGAGCUGACGCAGGGUCAUCUCCCCUUCCCAAGGGGGUGGGAGUGGGCCCACAAGGAAAAGAUGACGGCUCUGAAGGAAGAUGUUGCCCACACCCCAGGACAGAAAGAGGAAACAAGCCCGCCCUCUGGUGAAAUGGGACUCCCUCCCAACCGCCUGAAAGCUUCACAGAUUCACGAAGAGUCCGGUGGGCAGGCACUAGGCAGGAAAGGCUCCUCAAGAGACUCCUGGGGGGGCUGGCCUAAGCCCCAGUCAGAGGCCCUGCUCUCUCUGGCCCGGGGCAUCCAGCUGUUGUUCUGAAGGCAGAGCCCAUUCUGUGGGCUCACAAGACACAGUGAAGGGGAUCAUGGCCUGUGCCCCUGCUUUUCAGCAGUAAAAAGCCCAAAAAGCCUGGAGAGCAUGGCCAAGUUGGGAGGGCCGAGCCGGAACUCCAUGUCCCUCGAGAGCAGGGGCCUCUUAAGGGCUGGCACUGGUCUCAGCCUAAUGGCUGAGGCGGCGCCCUGGCUUCACAUGCAUCUCACUGCUCCCACUGCGGGAGGGCAGGGAAUGGGUGUCUGGGAGCCCUUCAUGUGUAGGGCCGAGCUGGGGGCCCCCAUGGCCAUCCUGGACCCCACUGCUCCAGAGUUUCUUAAUAAAGGCAGCACGUGCUUAUUGCUGGAGCCUUUGCA